This is a messenger RNA of Hordeum vulgare subsp. vulgare (domesticated barley), 2932 nucleotides long. RefSeq lists its product as uncharacterized. NCBI's taxonomy places the organism in Eukaryota, Viridiplantae, Streptophyta, Magnoliopsida, Poales, Poaceae. The coding region runs from base 336 to 2486 and encodes 716 amino acids. The record is from RefSeq and is a predicted model, not a curated record. The transcript is spliced from 3 exons.
GCGUAGGCCGGGAGGAGGUGAUCCCUUGAGCUUGAGUAUGGUGCAGCCAACCCAAACCACAACCCAAGACCACCACCACUCAUAAACUAAUUCCCCACCCUCAGCAGGAAAGAAAGAAAGAAAGAAAGAGAGUGAGUGAUGAGUGAGCGAGGAGGGUGAUGUAUAGCAGCAGUAUUGGAAAGAAGUGAGGUGAGCGGCCAGGCCACACUCCACACUCCCUCCAAUGUCCCCAAGCGGAAAGGGAAAGAGACCCACCCCGCCCCGUCUCUGCCUCCCUUCUCCGCCGUCCUCCGCCACCGCCCGAUCUGCUGCCGCCAUUCGCCCAGGUUCCAUCAAUGGGGCAAGACUCCGGCCUAAAACGCCAGUCCAAUUCCCAUUCCCAUUCCAGACUGAGGCCAGUCCCUGAACUCCCACAAACCCCUACUCGCCGCACCAAUGCCGACAACGACAUCAGGAGAUACAUCCAGCUCAAAUGCUCCGACGCCGGCGACCACUCCCGCUCCGGAGAGCUCCGCCUGGCCGCGGGCGGCCACAUCCCCAAUUUCCACUGCAAGAGCCUGCCGACGCGAAGCCGGCUCACCAAUGCGGAGGAUAUCCCCGUCACCAAGCGCGGCUCCAUGUACCAGAGCUCCAGCGAGAUCACCAGGAUAAGGAGGCUCCAGGAGGAGGGCAGGAGGAAGAUAGACUCCGCGCCUAGUGCAGAUGAGUUUCUUUCAUUUGAUAUCGUCGACGAGGCCUCCCGGCCGAGCACGAGCGGGAGCAGGAGCGGGGCUCAUUACCUCUUCUCCCACCAGAGCCGGCGGUCGGAGGCCGCCAAGUCCUCCGUGGAGACCCGGAGGGUGAACCGGCCGUCCACCAAGGACUUUCUGGAUUUGUCGUUCCGCGAGCUCCCUGAUGAGAGUUUCAAGCUUGACCGGCCGCGGAUGGACUGCACCCUGCUGAAGAAUGAUGACGCCGGUGGUGGUUUCUUGGAGAUAUCCAUUGAGGAAGAGGAGGACACAGCAAGAGCCCCCUGCAGAAAUGCAGCUCCCCAUUUGCUGGAUGCAGAGUCUGGUAGAGGUGCAGAAGCAGAUCGUCAGCUCAACUCCGGCGUAUGUGCUGGUGAAAGUAAACACCAUGGUGAGAGGCAGAGGGUUCCAGCAAGUAAUAUUCCUGAUAAGUCUGUGCCAGCAAAGAGGGAGAGCGCCUCUGAUGGCACCAGUCCAUCAGAAUGUGUCAAUCGCGCCACAGAGAGCAUCACUAAAGCAGCUCGAUCAAGUCCUUUCAAGAAGAUGCUGAGCCCGAUCAUGAAGUCCAAGUCUGUUAGAAGCAGCCCAUCUCUUGCUGAAAAGGAAGACCCCAACUCUGCAGCUGUGUCAGCAAGCAGCAGAAACUGUGUAUCCCGCAAAUCGUUGCUCAGUGAUCUCUCGAGGACUGAGCGGAGCCAAGCAUCAUCCAAUUGCCAGCCAAAUGGAGAAAGUCGGCAUAUGACGGAGGCUUCUUUGUCACCUGCUCAUCUUCGAGCAGUUCUUAAAUGUGAUUCCAGAAAUGGCAUUCCGUUUUAUGAUUUUUGUGUCGAGGGCCCGGAAGAGUCCAUUUCUGCUAGGUCUUGGGAGAGUGGGAGUGAACUGAGCCGGAUUUACACUUUCCAUAGCGGCGUUAAACGAGGAAGCACUGCUGGGAGGUCUUCCAAAGAUGAGCGCAGAUGUUUGCCUCCAACUGUAGGCCAAAUGCAGGUUUCCUCCUAUCUAUGCUCUGAAGUUGGAAAAGAUGGCAUUCUGAAUAAUUCUGUCAACACCGAGUUUGUUCUGUACGAUAUCGCUCACGCAAGGCGAAGUUUUGCUGCCGAGGAGAAGACCGAGUGUACAGAGCCCAGCCAGCCGAAAUCCUGUGGUGCCGUUGAUAAACCAGUCUCUGGUGAAUAUCCACAGAAGAUUAAUCUGAUUGACCACCAGCAUGAUGCAAGGAAUAAUCCAGAGGUAUCGACAUCUCGGCCAUGGUCUGAAGAGGAUCUUUAUCCUCAUUUGGAGAUUGCAGCAACAGUCAUUCAGAUCCCAUUUAAUAAGGACAAGAAGUGUUCGUCCGCUGGUACUAUCAAAGUGGUCACACCGAGUGGGCUGCAUGGAUUAUCAAGCGAUAAUGAAUCCAGCCCAUCAUCUUUGCUAGAUAGAUGGAGGUAUGGUGGGGGUUGUGAUUGUGGCGGAUGGGACAUGGCAUGCCCACUUGUCGUCCUCGAGAAUGCUUAUGAUGAUAACUGGGUCGAUUCUGUAACGGAAGAAAGCAAGCAUCCUAUGGAGCUCCUUGUUCAGCAAAGAAGAGCUCCCUGCUGUUUCCAUGAAAGCCAAUGGGAAAGGGCAGCUAUUGGUGGAUUUCCAUGCGCGGCUAUCAGCGUUACAGGCAUUCUCAGUCUGCAUCUCUCUGCUGCACUGCUCGGAGGCUUCGACGGCCGUCGUCAUCGAGAAGGGCAAGCACAAGCUCUACUCCAGCUCCCUCAAGAUGCUCCUUGAGGGGGAGGUGAUGCACCUGAUUGAGGCGGUCACGGCAGAGGAGAAGAAGAAACUGAAGACGACGAAGCGAGAGAAGGCGCCUCCGUCCAUCACGCUCGACCCGCGGCGCCCGCCCUUCUCUCCCCUGGGGAGGGUAUAGGCUGAGCGAUUAUCAUUGUGUAAAAUUCUCAGUCGUGAUUCGGCUUGGUGUUCAUAUUUUUUUUGUGAUAGAAAAGGUGGGUAAAUUUACCUUGUUCAUAGCUAGAGAUGGAGGAGGAGGUUGCGUGUACCAGUAGUUGCUAGUCUUUAGGUUUUAGGGAAGCAGCAGCAAGGCCAUGAGUUUAUUUGCUGAAUGAAAUGCAGAGCAGAGGAGGUUGGUUGUGCAAGAGCUGCAGCUCCAUGUCCCAACAGAAAGAAGAAUAUAAAUAAAUUUAGCUGGCCAUUGCUUUGCUUCUGUGUUCUUUGAA